Molecule: messenger RNA, 1334 nt
Organism: Micropterus dolomieu (smallmouth bass)
Lineage: Eukaryota; Metazoa; Chordata; Actinopteri; Centrarchiformes; Centrarchidae
Exons: 2
Coding region: 58-951 (297 amino acids)
Source: RefSeq, a predicted model, not a curated record
GCAGAUGAGUUGACUUCUUACUGCCUAACAUUCCCUGUCAGCAGAUAUUUACCUACAAUGGCCAACAACAUCACACACCUUAAUGUGUCUCUUAAUCAAGCUGAGGAGCAAAUGCUCCAAUCACAAGGCUUCAAGAAAAUCAAUGUAAAUCUGAACAAAGGCGCGUGUGGAAACGUUAUCUAUAUUUGGUACAAAAAAUUAAGCAACUCAGCCCCCAUCACCAGAGUUCAAGUUUCAUUCAAUGAUGAAAUGGCAGUUGGAUUGGCCGAGUCAGGUUACAAGAAGAUCCCUAAAGACCUAAAUGCUGGAGCAAAAGGUAAUCGUCUCUACCUUUGGUACUUCAGAGGCAACUCAAAGUACGAUUCUCCCAUAGUGGACAUUGAUAUCACUACAGAUGCAGCAGGGGAAGCUCACAAGUUUUGCCAUGGCUGGGAGAGACUGGUCUGUGAUCUGAACCGCAAUGUUGGAGGGAGCCGGAUCUAUGGCUGGGUGAAGAGAAAGACGCAAACAUACAUCUGUGAUGUCACUGCCACUGAUUCCUACACGUCAGACAGCGACUACUUUCAGGAUGGUUACAUCCGUAUGGAUGAAGAUACCAAUAGAGGUGCAGGGGGAGCCUUUGUCUUCAUCUGGUACCGCCAGACCACUAACCCCAAGAUUGCACUCACGGAUCUGCAAAUCUCCACCAAUGGCACGGAGUAUCAGGAACUUCAGCAGCAGAAUUACACGGCAGUGAAUGUUAACCUCAACGAGGGGACCGGAGGUAACAAGGUGUACCUGUGGCACACGACAGAGGGAGACAACAAUCCCAUUGAGGGCAGCACCCUGCUUCUCAACCCAGCUGCUGUUCCACUGUAUGAGAAGGCUGGUGCCACUGUCGUCAAAAGAAACAUCAACGCAGGCAAUAAAGGCAGCACUGUGUACCUGUGUGUUAAUAAUGUUAAAGGCUGAGGAAGUUUUUCCACUCACUGAAGUGGGAAAGCACAGUCCAACAAUGUUGCUAAAUCAUUUUGGUGGUGGCCUCUUUAACUAUUUUCUCUUUUUGACAAUAUAUAUAACAAGUUGAUUAAUUCUCUAACAGUUCUACUAAUGGUAAUAUCAGAAAGCAUCAGUGGUUUAUGGGUUCUUCUGUUAAACUUGCUGUCACAUAAUCACAUAAACUAUUUGAAAUGGUUUUUUCUACAGUGAUGUUAAUGAAUGUUUGAUAAAGUUCCGAACUGUGGUCAUUUUCAGGGUUUUACGUUUAUAAUUUUGGGUGUCUACUAGAAAAUGUUUACAAUGUCAAAAUAAGAUCUACACAGUUUCUCAUUGUCAUACAUUUCAAAUGCCUUCUA